Micromonas pusilla CCMP1545 is the source of this 1137-nucleotide messenger RNA. RefSeq lists its product as uncharacterized. NCBI's taxonomy places the organism in Eukaryota, Viridiplantae, Chlorophyta, Mamiellophyceae, Mamiellales, Mamiellaceae. The transcript is spliced from 4 exons. The record is from RefSeq and is a predicted model, not a curated record. The coding region runs from base 1 to 1137 and encodes 378 amino acids.
AUGGCGGCCGCUGGAUACGAUAACCUGCAGCUCCGAGGGAAGUACGGCACGGAGAAGUACUGGCCGGAGAAGAAGCUGAAGAUUUGCGUCACCGGCGCCGGCGGCUUCAUCGCGUCGCACCUCGCCAAGAGGCUCAAGGAAGAGGGGCACCACAUCGUCGGAUGCGACUGGAAGAGGAACGAGCACAUGCCGGAGGAAAUGUUCUGCGACGAGUUUAUACUCGCGGACCUGCGUCUGUUUGAAAACUGCCAGAAAGUCCUCAAAGGCUGCGACCACUGCUUCAACCUCGCCGCAGACAUGGGCGGCAUGGGCUUCAUCCAGAGCAACCACUCCGUCAUCUUCUACAACAACGUCAUGAUCUCUUUCAACGUCAUGGAAGCGUGCCGCGUCGAGGGCGUCACGCGCGUCUUCUACGCCUCCUCCGCGUGCAUCUAUCCCGAGGGCGCGCAGCUCACGACCGAGGCGCGUCUCUCCGCGGGGCUGAAAGAGGCCGACGCGUGGCCGGCGCAGCCGCAGGACGCGUACGGCCUCGAGAAGCUCGCGUCCGAGGAGGUCUACAAGCACUACCAGAGCGACUUUGGGAUCCAGACCAGGAUCGCGAGGUUCCACAACAUCUACGGCCCGUUCGGGACGUGGAAGGGGGGCCGCGAGAAAGCGCCCGCGGCGUUUUGCCGCAAAGCCGCGACGGCGACGACGGAGGUGGAGAUGUGGGGCGACGGCCUCCAGACGCGGUCGUUCACGUACAUCGACGACUGCGUCGAGGGGAUCGUCCGCCUCACGAAGUCCGACUUCUGCGAGCCCGUCAACUUGGGCUCGGACGAGAUGGCGCUCGCGCUCGGCUUCGCGGGUAAGCCGGACAUGCCCAUCAAGCACAUCCCCGGUCCCGAGGGCGUCCGCGGCCGCAACUCCAACAACGACCUCAUCAAGGAGAAGCUCGGGUACGCGCCGUCCGUGCCGCUCGCGGAAGGCCUGAAGGUGACGUUCGAGUGGAUCAACGAGAAGAUCGAGGAGGAGGUGAAGGGUGGCGCGAACGCGGAGGAGGCGUUCAGCAAGUCGACCAUCUGCGGGACGAUGGCGCCGACGGAGCUCGGCGCGUUGCGCGCCGCGGACGGCCAGGAAGGCCUCAAGGCGAAGUGA